This is a messenger RNA of Candida dubliniensis CD36, 2232 nucleotides long. RefSeq lists its product as uncharacterized. Bases 1 to 2232 code for a protein of 743 amino acids. Lineage: Eukaryota; Fungi; Ascomycota; Pichiomycetes; Serinales; Debaryomycetaceae. Gene Ontology annotation, cellular component: plasma membrane. Gene Ontology annotation, molecular function: ferric-chelate reductase activity. The record is from RefSeq and is a predicted model, not a curated record. The transcript has a single exon. Gene Ontology annotation, biological process: iron ion transport; copper ion import; intracellular iron ion homeostasis.
AUGAAACUAAUACCAUUGACUUUCAGCUUUCUUUUUUUCACAUCUGCAUUUGCAAAACAACUUCCUGAUUUUGAUGGCAAAACUUAUCAAAGUUAUUCUCACUCACGUAGUGUUUAUGCAUGUCGAAUGCAUAUUCACAAAACUGUGAAAGAAUGUUCCACCACUGAUAUACAGGAUUAUGGAUGUAUGUGCACCAAUAAAGAUGCCAUCAGUACAUUCAUUCAAUGCUAUGCUUAUUUUCAAAAGAAUACCACUCAAGCUAUUAAUUUUUUCGUCAAGUAUUGUGACAAUUAUGGUAACAUCACCACCAACAUAGACCAAAUCACUGAUGCUUAUGAAGAUUUCCUUAAUAAUGGAUCAGAUACAACAAUUAUACCAACCAUCAACAGUACCAAUCAAAUUGAUUUUAAUUAUUCGAAAUAUGCUUAUGGACUUGAAGCCUCAAUUGAUCAAUUUUUAACUAAUUGGCAGAGAUCAUUUUUCUAUGGAAUGGCCAUGUCUUCUUAUUGGGGGGUUGUAUUACUAUUUGGAACAAUUUCUAAUUGGACCCAAUAUUUAUUCCCAGGGUUAAUGACAGAUCUUACUGGACCAUUUUCUAAUUGGUGGAGGAAAAAUCUAAGUUUGCCGGCUACAUUUGGUUCUAAAAAGACUCAAGAAUAUACAUUUUGGUUUAAAUAUUUACAAGGAUAUAUGCCAUCAAGAUUAGAAUCAAUUAUUAAUAGUGGAUUUUGUUUGGUGGUGAUUAUUGUCUUGUCAAUUAAUACCUAUUAUAGUGUUGGCAAUGAAGUUAUUUUCACUAAUUAUGUUGCUCAAUUACGAUAUCUUGCUAAUAGAACAGGAAUCAAUUCCACCAUAUUAAUGCCAUUUCUUGUUUUAUUUGCUGGGAGAAAUAAUAUCUUACAAUGGAUUACAAGAUGGAAUUAUGGAGUAUUUAUGAUGUUUCAUCGGUUUAUUGGUAGAAUGAUCUUUUUAUUUGUUGUUUUACACGCGGUGACAUUUAGCAUUGCCUUGGGAGUCGAUUAUUACCCGUUGAUGACAUUACCAUUUAUGAUUUGGGGGACAAUUUCCACUGUUUCCGGUGCCAUUAUAAUGGUUCAAGCAAGUUUAUAUAUAAGAAGAAGAUGGUACGAGGUGUUUUUGGGGUUACAUAUUUUGAUGGCAUUAUUUUUCAUGAUUGGUGGUUGGGUCCACAUUAAUUAUUUGGGUUACGAAUGGUGGGUAUUUGUUGCUAUUGGAUUAUGGGGAAUUGAUAGAAUAGUUAGAGUUUUACGAAUGAUAUCUUUUGGGUUCCCUGAAGCUGAUGUCACUUUAAUGUCUGAUGAAACCUUGAAAAUUAAAAUUCCUAGACCAGAAUAUUGGGAACCAAUACCAGGAGGUCAUAUUUUCAUUACAUUUUUAAGAAAAGACUGCUUUUGGCAAAGUCAUCCAUUUACAUUUGCCCCCUCAGUGGAGAAUUCCAACACCAUAGUUUUAUAUACCAAGGUCAAACAAGGUGUCACUCGCAAAUUAUACAAUUAUCUUGUUACUUGUCCUGGAAGGAGAGCCAAGAUUACGGUUGGUGUUGAAGGUCCAUAUGGUGAAUGUUGUGCUGCAGGGAAAUCACAAACAGCAGUAUUUAUUUCUGGAGGAAACGGAGUUCCAGGAAUGUUCUCAGAAAUUUAUGAUUUGGCCAAAAGAAGCACACCCGAUUCACAGAAACGAUUGAAAUUGUAUUGGACAAUUAGAGAAUACCGUAGCAUUCAUUGGUUAUAUGAAGAAUUGAACGAAUUGAAAAAAUACCACAAUGUCGAAGUCACAGUUUUUGUGACAAAACCAGACUCCAACACAUAUAUCAAUGAGUUAAAUUCAAGAGUUAUUCCUGGAAAAUAUAACAGCACCGAUAAUUUUGAUGGGGCCACCACCUCUGCCACCACUAGUUUAUACGAAAAGGCUUCAUUCGAUGACAAGGCAACCAUCGUGGUGACAAAUAGAGAUCUAACUUCAAAAUACGAUCCAGAUUCGGUUAAAGAUGCUAUCAUUGCCCAAUUAUCCCAUGUUUACUUCCGUGAAGGAAGACCCAAAAUAAAUACAAUUAUUAAAGAGGAAAUUGAGGAUGCACAAGGCUCGAUAGCCUUUGUGACAUGUGGACAUCCAGCAAUGGUGGAUGAUAUACGAGCUGAAGUUGUGGGAACGAUUGGUAAAUACAAAGAAAAGAGAAUAGAUUAUUAUGAACAAUUAAUUGGUUGGGCAUAG